This is a messenger RNA of Penicillium macrosclerotiorum, 987 nucleotides long. RefSeq names its product class III chitinase. Gene Ontology annotation, cellular component: extracellular region. Bases 1 to 987 code for a protein of 328 amino acids. Lineage: Eukaryota; Fungi; Ascomycota; Eurotiomycetes; Eurotiales; Aspergillaceae. The record is from RefSeq and is a predicted model, not a curated record. Gene Ontology annotation, biological process: carbohydrate metabolic process. Gene Ontology annotation, molecular function: chitinase activity; cellulose binding. The transcript is spliced from 2 exons.
AUGAACGGAAUUACCCCUCCCAUAACGAACUUUGCCAAUGCUGGAGAUAAUUGUACUGCAUUUGCCGACAAUUCCAACCUCCUGAAUUGCCCUCAGAUUGCGAACGAUAUUGUGACUUGUCAGAAAACCUACGGAAAGACAAUUAUCCUGUCACUUGGAGGCGCUACGUAUACCCAGGGAGGAUGGUCCUCCGCGGCUGCUGCUCAAAGUGCGGCACAGACAGUGUGGGAGAUGUUCGGCCCUGUGACUAGUGCUAAUGUCGAUCGUCCAUUUGGAGAUGCCGUCGUCGAUGGCUUUGAUUUUGAUUUCGAAUCAACCGUCAGCAAUUUACCCGCCUUUGGCGCUGAGCUUCGCCAGUUAAUGAAUGCUGCUGCUGAUAAAAAGUAUUAUCUGUCUGCGGCACCGCAAUGUGUCUUCCCAGAUGCAGCAGAUGGCACAACACUUGACGCUGUUGCGUUUGAUUUUGUAAUGGUGCAAUUCUAUAACAACUGGUGCGAAACGUCGAACUUUGUAGUAGGAGCUACUACACAGAAUGCCUUCAACUUUGAUGUGUGGGAUACUUGGGCCAAGAGCAGCCCAAACCCUGACGUGAAGGUCUUCUUAGGUAUUCCAGCUAACACUGGCGCUGCCGGUGCUGGCUAUACUAGCGGAUCACAGCUCCUGGCUGCUAUCACUUACUCUAGGCAGUAUAGCAGCUUUGGUGGUGUAAUGAUGUGGGAUAUGUCGCAGCUCUAUGCCAAUAGUGGUUUCCUUGACCAGGUUGUCACCGACCUCAGCGCGCCAAUCUCUGUCACUACAACAGCUACAACACUGGUCACAACGACGUCUACAAAGACAUCGAGCUCCAGCUCCAGCUCUACUACCACAGGUGGUAGCCUCGUUGCACAGUGGGGCCAAUGUGGUGGUGAGGGAUAUACAGGCCCUACUCAGUGCCAGUCACCAUAUACAUGUGUCUAUGGUGGAGCAUAUUGGUCUUCUUGCCAGUGA